AUGACUUGCAAUGGCAAUCAAAUAGACAAAGAGGCCAUCUACAGCAUCUGCCAAAAGAAUCUGGGAGUCCAAUUACACAAGUUCACCAACCUCAACAGGCUUACCGCCCAGGUGGUCUCCUUGAUCACUGCCUCCUUACAAUUUGAUGGAAGUUUGAACGUCAAUCUCAACAAGUUCCAAACCAGCUUGGUCCCCUUCCCCCUGGACACCUACGUGCCCAUCAUCUCUGCCGAGAAGGCUUUCCAUGAUUCUAACAGUGUUUCCAAGAUGACAGAUGCCAGACAGCCGGCAGCGCAAGAAGACGGUCCUCUCCGCCUGCGCCAUCGAUUUCAAGAACAAAUUUUCCCCUACCACAUAUUCCUUCACCAAUCCAUACUAGCUCAAAAUCACCCGUGCAAUCCUUGUCGCUCACCCAAAAAGGGCCUGAGCAGUUGGCCUCCAAACAGGUCGAUUGACAUCAGACUCGAUGUGGUUCUCUCACCGCCACCCUGUGAUGAUUUCUUCAUCUGGCCAGAUGAUCACCAGACUCAAGUUGAUCAUCAGAAUCAAGCUCCCAACCCAGGCAGCCCUUGCUCCUCACUCAUGUCUCUCAACUCUGACCUCCCAAGGCCAAGCAUGGUUCAGUCAUGCAACACUAGUCCAACGGCCACUCACUCACUCGAAGUGCCUACCAAAAACAUCACCAAGCUCGAAAUUCCUCAUACUGUUGCAGGUGACCCUGCAACCCCUAGAAGUCUCCGCUCAGAACUCAGGGAGCUUGCAGGAGAAGCAGUGGAGAGUGAGGGGAUGAGGAUGGAACUUGAAGUUGAUGAGCUGGAUGAGGCCAAUCACAAUAUUGCUGCCCACCUUGAUGAUCAACCGUGGUCUCCAGUGAAAUCAAAGGGGAGCUCUUCAACAGGGCCCAACCAUGCUGGUCUCAAGAUCAACACCCAAUCUUUAAGCAAGGAUAUUGACAUGCUGAACUUUUCCAAUGAUUAUGAAGGCUAUCAUGAGACGGCCCAUGAUGGGGAGAGACUUGAGGCAAAGGAUGAGAUGUUUGAGUGUGAGCUGGACGGUCUCGAGUCUAGCUGGCGGAAGAACAAUGGGCCAAGAGAAGAAAAAGCAGACCGAGUCUGCUGA
This is a messenger RNA of Puccinia graminis f. sp. tritici CRL 75-36-700-3, 1119 nucleotides long. RefSeq lists its product as uncharacterized. The coding region runs from base 1 to 1119 and encodes 372 amino acids. NCBI's taxonomy places the organism in Eukaryota, Fungi, Basidiomycota, Pucciniomycetes, Pucciniales, Pucciniaceae. Gene Ontology annotation, biological process: nuclear migration by microtubule mediated pushing forces; mitotic cell cycle; microtubule cytoskeleton organization. The record is from RefSeq and is a predicted model, not a curated record. The transcript is spliced from 2 exons. Gene Ontology annotation, cellular component: spindle; microtubule; nucleus. Gene Ontology annotation, molecular function: structural constituent of cytoskeleton; GTP binding.